This is a messenger RNA of Dictyostelium discoideum AX4, 1446 nucleotides long. It is a transcript of the gene shmt2, whose product is annotated as serine hydroxymethyltransferase. Bases 1 to 1446 code for a protein of 481 amino acids. The transcript has 4 exons. Gene Ontology annotation, biological process: tetrahydrofolate interconversion; glycine biosynthetic process. Lineage: Eukaryota; Evosea; Eumycetozoa; Dictyosteliales; Dictyosteliaceae. Gene Ontology annotation, molecular function: pyridoxal phosphate binding; glycine hydroxymethyltransferase activity. The record is from RefSeq and is a predicted model, not a curated record.
AUGUUAAAGUCAUUAUCCAAACUUACACCCUCAAUUAGAGGAGUGGUUUCAAUAAACAGAAGUUUUUGCACCAAAAAAUUCUUACCUACAAAUAGAUCAGUCAGUGAAUCAGAUCCAGAGAUUUAUGAUUUAAUGAUGAAAGAGAAACAAAGACAAUUUACAGGUUUAGAAUUAAUUGCUUCUGAAAAUUUUACAUCUAGAGCAGUUAUGGAAUCAAUUGGAUCAUGUUUUACAAAUAAAUAUGCAGAGGGUUUACCAGGUGCAAGAUAUUAUGGUGGUAAUGAAGUUGUUGAUCAAUUAGAGAAUUUAUGUAUUAAAAGAGCAUUGGAAACAUUUAAUUUAAAUCCAGAAGAAUGGGGUGUAAAUGUACAACCAUAUAGUGGCAGUACUGCUAAUUUUGCUGCUUUCACUGGUUUAUUAAAACCACAUGAUCGUAUAAUGGGUUUAGAUUUACCAUCUGGUGGUCAUUUAACACAUGGUUAUCAAACAGAUAAAAAAAAAAUUAGUGCAACUAGUAUUUUCUUUGAAUCAAUGCCAUAUCAAGUUAAUGAAACAGGUUAUGUAGAUUAUAAUAAGAUGGAGGCAAAUGCAGCAUUAUUUAGACCAAAACUUUUAAUUGCAGGUGCAUCAGCAUAUCCAAGAGAAUGGGAUUAUGAAAGAAUGAGAAAGAUUGCUGAUAAACAUGGUGCCUAUUUACUUUGUGAUAUGGCACAUAUUAGUGGUAUGGUCGCAGGUAAACAAGCAAUUUCACCUUUCCUUUUCUGUGAUGUUGUAACCACAACCACCCAUAAAACUUUAAGAGGUCCACGUGCUGGUCUUAUCUUUUUCAGAAAGACUAAACGUAGAGAUGCCAAAGGUAACAUCAUCGAUGAUGACCUCGAAAAUAGAAUUAACUUUGCAGUUUUCCCAUCUUGUCAAGGUGGUCCACACGAAAAUACUAUCGCUGGUAUUGCUGUCGCUUUGAAGGAAGCCUCAUCUCCAGAUUUCCAAGAAUAUACUAAACAAGUCAGAAGAAACUCUCAAACCAUGGGCGAAGAACUCAAAAAGAGAGGUUAUUCACUCGUAACCGAAGGUACCGAUAAUCAUUUAGUUCUUUGGGAUCUUAGACCACAAGGUAUCACUGGCAGUAAAAUUGAAAAGGCUUGUGACGAAGCUCAUAUCACUGUAAAUAAAAAUGCUGUCUAUGGUGAUACAAAUGCAAUCGCUCCUGGUGGUGUACGUUUAGGUGCUCCUGCUCUCACAAGCAGAGGUCUCAAAGAACAAGACUUUGUUAAAGUCGUCGAUUUCUUAGAUCGUGUCGUUAAAAUCUCUUUAGAUAUCCAAUCAAAAGUUGGUAAGAAAAUGCCAGAUUUCCAAAGAGCAAUCGCUGAUAAUCAAGAUUUAAAACAAAUUAGACAAGAAGUUAAAGAAUUCUCUACUAAAUUUGGUAUGCCAGGUGAAUUAUAA